AUGAAAGACACUACACCUCCACUUCAUAAACUACCCAAAGAGCUACUCCUUCAAGUGCUUCCUUUCGAAGAUUGUAUAUUGACGCAACCUUUGGAUAUAUCCAUACCGUGGUUAAAUUUUAUUGAUCCAAGGAGGUGCUUCAGAUUAUUGGGAAGAAGUGGUAUUGGAAAUGCACGAUGUGGCUCUAAACAUGAUUUGGAAUUGAAAUAUGGCAAGUUGAUAUACAUCAAUUUUGGUAACCAUAUUGAUCCGAAAUACUUGAGAAAGUACAUCAUUUUUAACGCACUGGCUAUUGAAAGGGUUAUAUUUGACUUUCCAGACUUGGUUAGGUGCUUGAAAGUUUGGACUGGUGACGUUGAUCAUCACGAGUACUUGUGGUUUCCCAGCGUUAAUAUCCAGAGCUGCAGCUCCAAACAUUUACGCGAUGUCAUAUUCACCGAUUGCACAGGCUUGGCUUCAGAGCCUACAUUCAGAAUUAACAGCUUGCUACAUCAAUCGAACAAAGUUGAGGAGCUUCUAUAUGACCUCAAGUUUGAAUUCAUUUCCAAUUUGAAACACGUCGAGAUAGACAUGACAGUGCAAAACUAUGUGAACCUCAAGAAUGAAAUAAGGGAGUGUACACGAGAAUGCCACAAGAUCAGGCCAACAUCAUUACACUUAUACUUGACGUUGGAGAAUGCUCUGACAUAUCCACAAAAGUUUCCUACUGAAUGGGUCACCAGCAUUUUCAACUUGCAGCUCGUGGAAGAGUUUUCUCUACAUUACUACAACAAGAGCACCUCGAUUGACUAUUUGAGUGAUUGGAUUGAACAAAUGCCACAUCUCAAAUCUUUGAACUUGGGAUUCGGCAACUUAAAUUUCACUCAGAUACCUCGACAAUUCACUAAUGGGAAAGCUAAUAUUCAAGUCAAAGUGGAUAAAAAGUAUUUCAAUUCUAUGCAACACAAAUUCAACCGGUGUAAUUGGCAAGAGAAGAAGUUUAGGGAUCAUGUCAUUGCUUAUGGACCUAGUUCGUAG
This is a messenger RNA of Lodderomyces theae, 1017 nucleotides long. RefSeq lists its product as uncharacterized. The record is from RefSeq and is a predicted model, not a curated record. NCBI's taxonomy places the organism in Eukaryota, Fungi, Ascomycota, Pichiomycetes, Serinales, Debaryomycetaceae. Bases 1 to 1017 code for a protein of 338 amino acids. The transcript has a single exon.